Aspergillus pseudonomiae is the source of this 379-nucleotide messenger RNA. RefSeq lists its product as uncharacterized. The record is from RefSeq and is a predicted model, not a curated record. Lineage: Eukaryota; Fungi; Ascomycota; Eurotiomycetes; Eurotiales; Aspergillaceae. The transcript has a single exon. Bases 112 to 303 code for a protein of 63 amino acids.
CUAUCUUGUAGUUAGUCCAAAGCUUAGUCAAAUAGCUAGUGAGCAAACAAGCAAGAUUAUAAUUUAGACUGCUUCGUAAUUCUGCAGUUUAAUGUAACCUGUACCACGUCAAUGCAUACAGACAAUUGUUCAGCAAACAACAUUUUGAUUGUUGCCUUGGUAAUAACGUCACAAUUCCAGACAUAUACAUGGAGCAUAAGAUUAGAUCCUCACAGAGAGUUUUCAAUCAAUAUUCAAGCGUGGUAUUGGAUUGGGUGUUGCAUCUCUGUAAUUUCUGGAACCCUAACCAAGAUUAAAAUGUAAGACCAAGACCAAGUUUCUAUGGCUUGGUUCGCAUAUACUCUUAACUUGGUUGUAUAAAUGAGUCGGUGUGAAGCCC